Pelagomonas calceolata is the source of this 2145-nucleotide messenger RNA. The record is from the annotation of a GenBank genome assembly. Lineage: Eukaryota; Pelagophyceae; Pelagomonadales; Pelagomonadaceae.
CGCCGCUGCCUUAUUCAAACCAGCGGAGGACUUGCAGCGUUCAGCGGCGCUGGUGGCACACGCACAGACUCCCUACUACGCUGCCGACGUCGCGCAGCACCGAGAGAUCGCCUGUGGCGGUAAACAAACAAAGCCACAGAGAGCGCGCGCUGCGGCAGCAAGCAAGAUGUCGGCGAUGGCCGCCGCACUAAGACAGGUCCCGCCCUUCACGCCCCUCAAACGCGAAACGACACCAGAAGACGCGCCGACCCAAUUGAAAGCCAUCGACGCGCUGCUCGAGGCGCGCGGGUUUGGGGAGGCCGACGCCGGCGUGUUGAGUCGAGUCGAGGACCUGCUGGAGCGGUACGAAGCGCGGGGCGAGUCCGUCCAGCGGCUCGCCGGCAAGAUGUCGGCGCUAGAUUCCCAUAGAAGAGGUGCGGACGACGAGCUCGGCGCGAUACCUACGUUAAGGAAGGAGCUCGAGCGCUGCCAGGCGGCGCUCAAGCAGUCCGAGGCCGCUCGAAGACGAGCGGAGAGCGAGAAGUUCGCCGAGACGGCGCGCGUCCACGAAGCUAGGUCUGAUGCCGACCAGUGCCGCCUGAAGCGCACCGAGGCCGAGGCUCGGUUACGCCAGGCCGAAUCAUCAUUACGAGAAGAGACCUUGCAUCGGAAGCGCGCCGAGAGCAAGCUCCAACAAGCGAAAGCUAGGGCUCUGAAGCCGCAGAAAGCUCACACGUCCGCAUCUGCACGGGAAUUGUUUGAAGCCGCGACGGGCCGGGCGCCGCGGCCGACGUCCGCGGCGGAUCAAAGGGCGUUAGAGGUCGCCGAGGUCGGCGCUAGGUGUCGCGCGAAGCUCGAGGAGGACGUGGCUAGACUCAGGGGCGACGUCGAGGUGCUACGGGCGGCCCUCGAGAGCCAGCCACCUGUCGAGCCGAAGCAGAUCGUCGACGACGUCUGCGCUGCGCUCGAAGAGUCUAAUUUGGAGGCCAAGGACGACGCCGCCCUGGCCGUGCCACCGACGCCGCACAACUCGCGCACUUCGUUGGUCGAGGCCUCUGGAGAAGAUCCGCAGUUGCAGGCCCAGCGCGAGAUGAUCGAAAGAGCGGCGGAACGCAACAGAGACCUUGCGGCCGCUUUAGAACACGCGAAUAGUAGGUUGGCGGAAGUCGAGAACGAGCGCGAAGCCCUCCAGUCGCGGCCGACGGCCAAGCAGUACGCGGAAAAACUUUCUGAAAUAUCAACUCUGGAGAAGAAGUUGUCUGACGUCCAGGGCAAGGCGCGGACGCACGAGCGGGCUCUGCGUCGCUAUGCCGGUACGAAAGAAUUAGUAAGAAGAGACCGGUUGGACUACGCGCUCGAUCUCAAAUCCCUGGACGCGAUGCCCAAGAACGUCGCCGUGGACGUCGUGCGGGAGGUCUGCCGCGAUUUGCGGCUGUCGGACGCGGGCGAGGCGCCCGUAGCGGUGCGGAAACUGUGCGCGGCCACGAAGAAACUCCCGGCACUGGUCCAAUUCGCCAGAAAGGCGUGCGCCAUGCUCGACGUCCCAUCUGUUGGUGGUGGCCCUUUGCCUUUGGAAGCCGCUCUCGACGCGCUCGAAGCCGCGAAGCUUUCCAAAAGUGAUCAACAACAAUUGGUGGAGCACGUCGCCGCGACUCUGGACUUACUGAGGAGGGCGGACCUCGCUCCUGACGGUGACGUGAGGGCGGACGCGCAAGCGGUCCGCAGGGCCGUCGAACAAUUGUUGGAUGAAAAGGCGCAAAAUGCCAAAAGUAAUUCCGCAUUGAAGGCCUGCAACUCGCUGAUCGCGGAGACGCCGGACGCGACGUGCGGGCGCGUCCUGAACCGGGUGCGGGAGCAGCUCAAUUGCAAUGAUGUGAAGGGCAUUAUUCCUUCCUUGUCGCGGAAAUUAUCAAGGUGCGCCGAGCUCGAGACGUUUUGUAGGGCGGCGGCCGAUAGGUUGGGCGUGGCCCAGCCGGCUCGUACUGGAGCUAUAUUGGGCGCGAUCGAUAGAAGAAUGGCGCGGCGCAAGAAGCCCGUCGAAGCGUUGCCGGCGUCGACGACCGCCGAGCCCGCAGCUCUGGCGCCUGCGACGACCGCGGACGAGGUGGAUGACUUUUCCAAGGCGCUGGCGGCCGCGCCCGUGUAAGAGAAAGUUCACACGAUAAA